CCAGAAGGCAACUCGUGGUAGGUGAAGCGAGUCGGAGUCUGCACUACCUGCCCUAUCUCUCUCUCUCUCUCUCUCUCUCUCUCUCUCUCUCUCUAUCUAUCUAUCUAUCUCUCCCUCUCUCUGUCCCUCCCUCAUUCAGCUUCAGUCAGAAAGGAGUCCUGCAUCGCCUCUCUCAUCCCGUCACCGUUUAUCUCUUCGGGGUUUAAACUUUCCUCGAAAGACACGGAUCUUUUCAGCAUAUACGAAAUACACAAAACAGCUAUUUUUUGUUUGUUUUUGUUUUUUCCCCUCUUAACUCAAAAAAAGACUCAUUGUCGCUCGUGAGAGGUGCGGGAAGCGUCUCUGUGCGCGCCACAACGGACAGCAAAAAAAAAAAAAAAAAACGUGCCCGGUGCGUCCAGCCUGGUCCUCCGCCGCUGCGCCCGGGAGGCGGACCGAAACCGGCCGUGGACUCUGCGUGAUGCCACUAACAGACUCGGGAGACUGAUUCCUCGACGCUAGGAGAGAGGACAUGGACAUACUGACGCACUGUAGCCAGCGAUGAACAACAAAGGAGGAUGUUGCUAUAAAUAAAAGCAGAAAGAAAGAAAGACGGCACAAACGGCCAGGGCGCACAUUAAACGGAUGCAGAGAUGAGGAGUCAAAGACAUGACAGAUAUUUCCAGACCUGCUGACUCAAAUCAGAAGAGGACCGGGGCGCCCAGAGUGCCAAAAUCUAAGACUAAAAAGCACAAGUCAAAUGUUGGAAGCUUUGAGUCUGGAGGAAGUGUUUCCAAAGCACAUGUGAAGACACUCAGGCAGCUUCGUCCUCAAAGAUCACACCACAUGAAGAUCAAAACAGCUUCAGCAAGGGCAGAUGGACGGUGCUAAUACCUCGCUCUGGAGGUGUGGAGUGACAGAUGACAGAGGGAUUGAUACAGCGGGAGAGAAAUCGAAAGAGAGAGGCGACAUCGGAAAGAGUCCCCAUUGCCGGUAACAGAAAACAGCCGGAGAGGUCAAGCACAUCGAUCGGGAGACAAGGAGAAUUCAACCUGUUCACCAGCUGAAAGAGGACAAACCUCCUGGACAAAAGCCUUGGACACGACUAACCACAACAGCAAGAUAUAACUCCAAAUGCACAAACUGAUUGAUACCCAUUGAGACCGACUGGUAGUGAUUGGGUGGACGGGUGGGGCGGCCAGCAGCCAUGGAUAUAAGUGAUCUAAUUUCCAUCUCUGAAUUAGUAACCCUUAAAGCCUCUGUUCCAUCAGGGGGUAGAUGUGGCUGAACACCAAAGGGCCGAUUUGGACAUUUUGGCUCAGCACAUAACUUGAGGACACUUUGCCAAUGACUUGCUGGCAGGAACUGGGAUAUGAAAACCACAGAAAACAAUUUGAGACUGUUUGCAGCUAGCGAAACUUUAUUACAGUACAAUAAAAACUUGAGAAUACUUGCUACUCCCUAUCCCCUGUUCCCAGUUCCCUGUCAUCCCCUAUCCCCAAAAUUUAUCCUACCUUGAUUGCCCCCUUCCAUGAAAUCACAUUUUUAAAUUCUCCUUCCAUGCUGAGUGCAAUCUCCUUUGCCCCCUCCUUCUUCCAUCUGCUGUUGAAGAAGGUUAAUUAAAACAGAGGGAUUCUGUCCUUAUCUAGCCUGAAAAAGUGUAACCAUCUCUCUGGAAUGGGUGGCCCAGCGAGAUCCCUUCUUGGUGGGUUUGGCACCACCACCUCCUCCCUGGAGGUUGGGGGUCAGAUGGCUUGGCCAAGCAACAACCCUCUGGACCUUAACCAAACCCUGCCAUGGGGAAUAGGACUUGGAGGCAGCAGCGGAAGCAUAGGAGCAGCGGCAGCCAUGAGUUUAGGUCUGGACAAUUCUACUACUUCCCAGGAGUCUGUCUCCAGGGCUGUGAUCAAAGAGAAAAACUGGCCCGCGCUCCUCAUACUCGUCAUCAUUGCGCUGACGGUUGGCGGCAACAUUCUGGUGAUCCUGGCGGUGUCGCUGGAGAAGAAGCUCCAGAAUGCCACCAACUUCUUCCUGAGGUCACUGGCCGUGGCGGACAUGCUCGUAGGCAUCCUGGUCAUGCCGAUCUCCCUCAUCAACAUUCUCUAUGACUACGCCUGGCCUCUCCCCAACGCCCUGUGUCCAAUCUGGAUCUACCUGGAUGUGCUGUUCUCCACCGCCUCCAUCAUGCACCUGUGCGCCAUUUCUCUGGACCGGUACGUCGCCAUCCGUAACCCCAUAGAGCACAGCCGCUUCAACUCCAGAACCAAAGCCAUGAUGAAGAUCGCUGCCGUCUGGACCAUAUCGAUAGGCGUUUCAAUGCCUAUUCCAGUGAUUGGUCUCCACAAUGAGCAAAAGGUUUUCGUCAAUGACACCUGUGUCCUCAAUGAGGAGCGCUUCAUGCUGAUUGGCUCCUUUGUGGCCUUUUUCAUCCCGCUGGUCAUCAUGGUGGUGACUUACUGCCUCACCAUUCAGGUUCUUCAGAGGCAGGCCACAGUCUUCCUGUGCGAAGCAAAGACUUCCUCCCAGCAGCCUUUGCGCACACCAGCAAUGAGAAAUACAUUGCAGCCACCGUCAAGCACCUUCCACCUCCCUCAGAUCAAUACACUCGCUCCUCCAGACUCACAAGCAGAGGUACAGCCCCUUCCUGUUCAGAGCAGACGAAACACCCUGAGCUGCCUGAAAGGUGCUGAGCCCAGCAUUCUGCUCAGCGCCUCCACAUCGGAGAGCAUAAGCAUCAUUCCCAGCUCGGAGGUGGCAUCACAACUCAGCUCGCCGGCCGCUGGGCCGGGAAGGAACGACGCCUCAAGUUGCCACGGGCGACGGGGGAUGAUGCAGGCCAUAAAAAAUGAGAGGCGGGCCUCAAAGGUCCUGGGAAUCGUCUUCUUCCUCUUCCUCAUCAUGUGGUGUCCCUUCUUCAUCACCAACGUCACCUUUGUGUUGUGUGGUAGCUCCUGCAACGAGACGCUGCUUCACGACCUCCUCAACAUCUUCGUCUGGGUGGGUUACAUCUCCUCUGGGGUCAACCCUCUGGUCUACACCCUCUUCAAUAAGACCUACAGGAGGGCGUUCUCUAGCUACAUCAGGUGUCAGUAUAAAGUCGGGCCCAAGGCAGCUGGACAGGGUUGCAAAACCCUCCUGGUCCCACCGCCGUGCCCGUCGCACACCGUGACGCCUCUUCUGACGGGCACUCACGGGAAAGCGGGGGUGGACCGCAACAGUAACUGUCGCAAUGGUGGCAGGGGAGAUAACGGGAGGCUGGCGGUGGACCCAGAGGACACGACAGAUGACGGGACACAAAUCGGAAUAGUGUCGCAGAGCCUCUCCGAGUUCCACAACGUCGGCAUGCUUUCCGAAACGGAUCCGGAGACAGAGGUGGAGCCGGAGCUGUCACUCAUCAGCUACAGCCCUGACCCCAGAGAACACACGAGCAGCGUCUGACUGCUUUUACGUCUUCUUUUUUCGACCUGCAGACGCUGGGCCGAGCUUGGAGGCCGCAGCCCUUUCACUGGUAGUGAGGACGCUUACUACGAAAGUCUUGUGUGCGGAGUCUUUUGUCCACGCGCACGUGUACUACUUAACGGAAGCAAACCCCGAAGAGUGAACCUCAAGGGAGACGAAGUAGGGUUUUCCACUCUUGUUUUGGAAUGAAAACCAAUGUUUCCACUGUGUUUGUUUUCUAUUUAGCUCCAAAAUGUUGGUUUUCAUACCUUAAAUGGAAAACGAAGGCCUUUUUCUACAUUUCUAAUGUGGUAUGCUUCAUGGGGUCCAAGGUAUCGCCUAGGAUCCGUACAGGGACAAAGCGAAAAGGUCAACGAAGAGCUAAUUCUGUUCAACUGUCAGCCUGGUAUGAAGUCAAGAGGCCCUUCACAGAGUCCCACUGAUGCAGGUGACAGGACCGAGCACCGAGCACCAAGUCAGUUCGGUCGUCACGGAGUCAAAACGCAGUAGUUCAACCUCUGGAUUCACGCAGACUCUCUCCACACCAAACUAAACCAAAUAUAUUUUUGUGCCACUUGAGCUCGACGUCAAGAAAUCUGUCCAAACCCUCAUCUGCCAUGUGUAAUCAGACUCCUGGCAGAUGCAGUGUUCCUCCGGAGCAAACUUUCUUGGAACUGCAGUCAAAGUUGGUCUGAGAUGAAGGCAUGUACAACGGCUGCUGGUCUCUGGUGGACUCACAGUGCCACCUGGUGGCCGCAUGACACAGAAAGUCCAUCCUCCCCAUCAUCUGGAUUGAAGGAGGGGAUAAAAAUAAAUAUAUAAUAAAAAAAACUAUCAGGCUGUCAGGCUCCUGCUUUGGUUGUAAAACUGCUUCUUUGGAAAGAAAUCAGUUCACAACUACAAGUUUUUUUUUUUUUUCAAUUAUCAAGUAAAUCUAAACAUGAGAUUCAUUUGAAUGUUUUAAUGGAGUGCACAAGUGAUGUCAUCUUUAAGUAUAUUGGUUUGCUUCACAUCAGUCAUGAUAACCUUCCUUUUCCUUCAUGCAAGUAAAAUUUAAAACAUGUACAUGAUAAAAGCAGUGAGGACAUAUCAACCUGCGCGUAUGGUCAAAUAAAUUUUUACAUUCCCUUCUAAUAUUCCACUUGAAUCAUUCAUUCAUUUCAGUUUAAUUGUAAAAUUCUAAUUGAGAUCAGUCUGAUAAGAUGACUUAAAAAUAACCAGCAGUUAAUAAAUGAGAAUUUGUGUCCUCUUUAAAAAGUCCUUCGUCCACGUCUAAUCAGAUUAUGUGUCAAGGUAUUCAGAUCAUCUGUUUGAUAUUCCCUGCAUCUCUGACGGAGACACCCUUGAAAAGAAAAGAACGUCAAGGACGGUUAUUAGAUCACUGUCUCCAAAAAUCCCUCCGUCAGCUGAAACGUGCCUCAAGCACAGAGAGCCAGGCUAGACAAAAAGAAAUAAUCAGAUAAUCGGAGCAUUACUGUUACAGUUUUAUGGAGAGAAGAUUGGCUCGUCUGUCUGCCUCACACCGCACCCUGAGCCAGCAUACCCCUUUAGAUUCCAAGUGUCUCGCAAGACGGACAGAAAGUCGAUACGUUAAGAGGCAAACCUCUCACGAUCGAGACCUCCCACCUUCAGAGCUCUGUCACUCUGGCUCUCCAUCCCUCCUCAGACAUUUUAUCGACAUCUGACAGGCACAGUAAUUCCUCCACACCGCAUCUCCAUUGCCUGCCUCGUGAAGAGUUUACCUUUUCUUAUGAACAGAUUAGACAAGAGCGUCACCUUAAACGUGUUUGUUCAGAGUAAUACGGCUAAUUGGUUGAGUUGUCAAACUAUAUAAAUAUAAAGAAACUACUUUAAUGAGAUCACUUAACGGGGAACUCUGGUGGGUUUUACACUUUUGGCUGAGUCUACGAAUGAUUUCAGUGGCUCUGAAGGAACUUUCUAAAUUGAAAACCUGAAAGCCAAUGAAGGCCAAUAGGAGGGAGUUGUUUUGUGUGAAAUGUAAUGUUUUCUUUUUCUUUGAUCCAUUUUUCACUACUCUGCUGCUUCCGUUUGUGUCAGACUAAUCAAACAGUCUCUUUUAAGCCUUUAAAAAAAAAAAUCAUACCAAGAAACGAACAAUCAUUCAAAUCAGAACUUCAGAAGCACAGACUUGUGGGUUACAACCAUAGACAGAUAUAAAGAUGGACGACAGAGCAGCCCCUCAAAGGCGAAGCCAAAGCAAGUAGAGCUCCCCCUGGUGGUUGGCUGCAGUACAGGUCAUAAGCUCCAUCCACUCCAUGUUAGUGGAUGGGACUAAAACACUAAAAUACACAUCAAAUAUUUUUUUUCAAGGAUGGUUCCUGUCAUUUUAGGCAGUUACUGCUGAUGCAUACUUAUACAUUUCUUUUUAGUUAGUUAUUUGACGCCAUAAGUAGGAGACUAUGAGAGUAGGAAAAUAAAAUGAAAUAAAUGAAAUAAUAAGUACAGCUUAUAUUCCUGCAUUUCUUUGUAACUUGUGGAGGUAGAUCAGAGCACAUAUCCCUGGGUAAAUAGCAUCAGUUUGGUCAGUGUAAGGAAGUGGGGACGUUUUGGCCAUAUUUAUAUACAGUCUAUGGUUUAGACCUUUUUAAUACCUACAGUGCCCCUUUUCAAGGUCAAAGAAAACAAACGUCAUAGUCUGCAGUGGAACAACCGAACCUGGAGCCUGAGGCCUGCGGCCACCUCUACAUACAAUCAGAAUGAAAUGUGACAGCUCUCUUCCUCCUGAUUCCGUGCUUCUCUCUAUAAUUUAUCCACCGUUUGUAUGCUACAGACUCACACAGUGGCCACUUGCACCACUUACAUGGUCUUACAUGAGCUAACGUUGGCAAGCUUGAAGAGUUUGAAGAGUCUUUCAAAAGGUCCUCUCUGCCUCACUUAGAUUCUCUUUAAUACUCGGAAGAAAGAACAAAACAGCAAACAGCAUGCAAAUCCUGUGGGCAUUUCACCUUUAUCAUCAGCCAAUACCAGGGCACAACAGAAACAGAGGAGAAGAGAGGACUCUCUGAAUCUCCAGUGUUUAAUUGGUCCAGAUGUGGUCGAGCAAAGAGCUAGGCCAGGCCAGCCAACUCAGUAUGUCACAUUGUAAUAACUGUAUGUUCCCUGUGUACCAGUGUGUGUGUGUGUGUGUGUGUGUGUGUGUGUGUGUGUACUCGGCUCGGCUCAAAUUACUACCUGAGAUUGAUUCAGUAACUUUUCUGGGUUAUUAUCGAUUGGGCAGUGGAUUGAACAUGAAUGUCCCCUUGUUCCUGUCCUGUUCCUUCCUCACGGUCCAGAUGGAUGAAAGCAAUCACUUUGAAAAGGUGUCUGGAAAGAUUUUGACUUACAAUUGGAUCCAAGUCUGGUGUGUGUAGACAUAGCUGGAGCCGUUUGUUGACAGAGGUCAUUCUGAAUGCAUGUGAGAGUUGAUCAUUUGGGCUUUUUACUUCUUCAGAAUAACAUUUCACUUAAAGGAAAAUGGUCCCAGAAUGCAUUAGCACAAAUUUGAACAUCAGAAAGUAAAGUUUAGUUUUGCGAUGAACAUUUGGCAUCAUGAUAAAUGUUCUAUCUUGCUUAGAGUUGCAAUAUAAGUUAAAUAACUCACACUGUGUCCUCUUGUCCUCAAAAACAAGGGAGAGUUAGCUUAGCUUAGCAUAAACACACUGAAGCAGAGAAAAACGAACUAGCAUGGUUCUGUACAGAGUAAAGCCUACAAACACAUGAGCACAUUAUUGAUCACUUGAUAAACCACCAACUUUUUUAAUGAAUUAAGCAAUCUAGAGAGUCAAGCUAACUGUUAGCCUCUGCUUCCUGUGUGUAUGCUAAGCUAAGCGAAGCUAACCUCCUGCUCGGUUAGGUGAGUGCAUUUUCUAAAUCAUCAUCAUGGCUGCCUCCAAAGCUAACAGAAUUAGAAGCAAAUUGCAACACUGAUCAGCAGGAAUUUUCAUAUUAGUUCCUAACAGCUGUGCAAAUGCGGAUCUGCUCAUUUCUGGGAGUAGAAAAACAGCCAGCUGAUCAAACCAGCGUUUGAAAUGCUAAACAAAGGCAGAUUCCUUGUUUUCAGCGUUGUAAACAUGAAUCCAUCUUAGUCAACCUUCUUCAACGCAAAAAGUUUUCCUUCUUCUGUUACAUAUCUGUCAGAUUCAAUGCUUCAUGACGGCAGAGCCUCUUUGGCAAUAAGGUUUUAUUGUGACAUAAACAGUUAAGUUGGAAUCUAUAAACAGGCUGAUUUCAGUCAGGUUGAAGAAAUAUUGUCCAUCAAAGCAAAUCCAAAGAUGAUUUUGUUUUAGUGCUUCCUCUCUCUUCUUUUCAAAUCUAAAGUCCUGGUCCGUCAACAAGCUGACAUUUUAAUUCUGGCUUUCCUUUCCUUCCAAACGCUUUAUAUUGCAUUUAACUUCCCAACUCUGUUAUCUUCUGACUCUGUCAGUGAACGGCUCUGAGAAUAGGCAGGUUGUCCUAGGGUCUGCAUCGAAUGUCCUCCCUCUGACCCGUAUGUGACCGGGUCAGAGGGAUCCUAGUGACCCAAUGUCCCGCCGCCCAUGGGUUACAGAAACCUUUUUCUGUGUUGAUCCAUCUGUUCUGUUUCGCAAGUUUUUUUAAAAAAUUUUAUUUUAUACGAUUUUACUUGUGAAUGUUCGUCUAUGACACAUCUUCUUGAGUUUAUACCGAUGAUCGACAUCCACACAAUGUAUAUUUUAGUUUUUAUUUUCUGUGUGAUGCUGCUAUUUAUUUAUUAAAAUAUUAUUCUGAUGUGUG
Messenger RNA from Mugil cephalus (flathead mullet), 8169 nucleotides. It is a transcript of the gene htr2cl1, whose product is annotated as 5-hydroxytryptamine (serotonin) receptor 2C, G protein-coupled-like 1. The record is from RefSeq and is a predicted model, not a curated record. The coding region runs from base 1657 to 3417 and encodes 586 amino acids. Gene Ontology annotation, molecular function: G protein-coupled serotonin receptor activity; neurotransmitter receptor activity. The transcript is spliced from 10 exons. Gene Ontology annotation, biological process: chemical synaptic transmission; G protein-coupled receptor signaling pathway, coupled to cyclic nucleotide second messenger. NCBI's taxonomy places the organism in Eukaryota, Metazoa, Chordata, Actinopteri, Mugiliformes, Mugilidae. Gene Ontology annotation, cellular component: plasma membrane; dendrite.